Mastomys coucha (southern multimammate mouse) is the source of this 843-nucleotide messenger RNA. RefSeq names its product 40S ribosomal protein S2-like. Gene Ontology annotation, cellular component: cytosolic small ribosomal subunit; ribosome. The coding region runs from base 1 to 798 and encodes 265 amino acids. The transcript has 2 exons. NCBI's taxonomy places the organism in Eukaryota, Metazoa, Chordata, Mammalia, Rodentia, Muridae. Gene Ontology annotation, molecular function: RNA binding; structural constituent of ribosome. The record is from RefSeq and is a predicted model, not a curated record. Gene Ontology annotation, biological process: translation.
AUGAUGCCAGUGCAGUGGGAGGGCCCAGAGGACCCUGGGGCUCAUGGAGGUAAAGUUGAAGACAAGUAUUGGAUCACUGUCACCAAGGUGGGCCGCCUGGAUAAGGAGAUGAAGGUCAAGUCCUUGGAAGAGAUCUACCUGUUCUCUCUGCCUGUUAAGGAGUCUGAAAUUAUUGACUUUUUCCUGGGUGCAUCCCUAAAGGAUGAGGUUCUGAAAAUCAUCCCAGUGCAGACACAGACUCGGGCUGGCCAGAGGACCAGGUUCAAGGCAUUUGUCGCUAUUGGGGACUACAAUGUUCACAUUGGUCUUGAUGUUAAGUGCUCCAAGCAGGUUGCCACUGCCACCCGAGGGGACAUCAUCUCGGCCAAGCUCUCCAUUGUCCUUGUGUGGAGAGGCUACUGGGGGAACAAGAUUGGCAAGCCCCACAUUGUUUCAUGCAAGGUGUCAGGCUGCUGUGCCUCUGUGCUGGUGUGUCUCAUCCCUGCCCCCAGAGGCACUGGCAUUGUCUCUGCUUCUGUGCUGAAGAAGCUAUUGGUGAUGGCCGGUAUAGAUGACUGCUACACUUCAGCUAGAGGCUGCACUGCCAUCCUGGGCAACUUUGCCAAGGCCACCUUUGAUGCCAUCUCCAAGGCCACCUUUGAUGCCAUCUCCAAGGCCUACAGCUCCCUGACCCCCCACCUCUGGAAAGAGACUGUGUUCACCAAGUCUCCUUAUCAGGAAUUCACUGAUCAUCUUGCGAAAACCCACACCAGACUCUCUGUUCAGAGGACCCAGGCUCCAGCUGUGGCUACCACAUAAGGGUUUUUAUAUAACAAAAAUAAAUGAAUUAAAUCUGUUAAAAAA